CCUUGUUGUACGUCAGUUCUGACAAUUUGCCAAAACAAGAAAUUCAUGGUCCGAAAUUAGAAAACCUAUUCGUUGAUCACUUCAAGUUAGAAGUUCCCAAUGAAAAUUCCAGUUUGAUAUCCCAUAAUCUGCAAAAAUUACAUGAACUUCAACACAUUUUCACGCUGAUUCAAUCUUCUACAGUCUUAUCUUACGAAAAAUUGAAAAUUUGAACGUUCGAAGAUGAUACAGUGAUUUUACCACGAAAUCAGUGAACAAGUCAUGGCCUCAGCUAGUAGAGAAAACGGUGGCGAGAGCGAAUGGAUUCUGGCCAAGGAGGGGUUGAAGCUGCUCAUCAAUAAUAGGGGUAAAGAGGCGGAAGAACUGUUCAUGAAGUACCCCGAGAGCCUGGUUAUGUUUUCUGGGUACUCAUUCGCUGUUUUCAUGGAUGCCCUCAUGUCCUUCGAAGAGGAGAAGCUAACAAAAGCAAUCUCCACCCUGAAGGAAGUCGAACAGAGAUGUAGCACCAGAGGUUGGUUCAAAAUGGUCAAGAACAAGAUGUUCGGUACCACGGAAGAAGAGCCGACUCUAACUGAAACUUUGGAAACUCAGAUAAUCCUCGCCGAUUCUCAAGUUUGCCUCGCCGUUUUGGUGUUCUUGCAGCAGGACAUCUCGGGGUACUUGAAGGCUGGCUGGGUGCUCAGGAAGGCGUGGAAGCUCUACCACAGCACCUACACCGACAUAUUGAAUUUGUACAAUAGCGAAAUUGGAAUACUGAAUUUACCAGAUCCGAACUUGGCUUCCCGCAGCUCGGACAACGUGGUGAAGAACGAAAGGACCAUCCUGUCAUCCGACGAGGAGGCGUUCAAGACCACCUCCAACGGGAAGACGAGCGAUACCCCGUUGAACAAAAAAGUGAUAAUACGUCUGAUGAACGCCGUCACCUUCGGCUACGGCAUUCUUCAGUUGGGAGUCUCUCUUCUACCUCCAGCACUGCUGAGGCUGACGAGUUUCCUUGGACUGGGUGGUAGCAGAGCACAUGGAUUGUCCUGUUUGAUGUACUCUAGGCUGGGAGUGGACAUGAGGGCACCUUUAGCAACUCUGUCACUGUUGUGGUACCACUGCAUAGUGAGACCCUACUACGCCCUCGAUGGUACGAAUGUUCGAGCAGGAGCUAGAGUAUCUGAAGUGUUGAUUCAUGAAACACGAGAAGAGUUCGGGGACUCGGCCCUCUUUCUAUUCUUCAGGGGACGAUUGUGUCGACUCAAUUCAGAUAUCCCGUCAGCUUUGUCAGCCUUCCAAGCCUCCGUCAAAAAUGCGAAUCAAAGGGAAAUCAAGCUGCUGUCCCUCCACGAGGUAGGCUGGUGCUACCUGAUCCAGCUGGACUUCGAAAACUCCGAGUCGAAAUUCUCGUUCCUUGCCACCUGGAGCAGAUGGUCCAGGCCCUUCUACACUUACAUAGCCUGCAUAUGCAAAGGAUCCAGGAACGCUUUCACCGACUACCCCUCGCUGGAAGAGAUGGUGGUCAGCAUCAGGACGUCUUCGAAGGCUAACCAACUGGACGAGUUCCUGACCAAGAGGGCUUCAUGUUUUCCGGGCAGAGAUGAUUUCGCCACUUGCUCGACCAGAUUCUGGAAACUGUUCGUUUACGAGAUGCUGUAUCUGUGGAACUCGCUGGCGAGCUGCACGAAGGAGGACUUGUUGCAGAUAAUUUCAGAUUGUAAUUUGGAAUCGCCGGCUGAAGAACCGAUGAAAGGUGUGUCCAAACUGAUCCAAGGAGCUUGUUAUCUGAUCUUGGGGAGAAGUUCGGAAGCGGAUACGAUGUUGAGGGAGUGCAUCCAGAGCAGGACCGAACUGAAUCAAAAGGGCCACCCUAAAGACGUCCAUAUUCUUGCGUUUGCCCAGUACGAACUAGCGUCCAUUUUGGUUGAAGCACCUGAGACGAAGGAAGAGGGAAGAAAACUACUGUUACAAACUGUCCAAAUUAAGGAUUACGAUUUCGAAGAGAGGUUGACUGUAAGGGUGAGCUCGUUGCUGAGACAUUAGCGAAACCUCUG
Molecule: messenger RNA, 2036 nt
Organism: Coccinella septempunctata (seven-spotted ladybird)
Lineage: Eukaryota; Metazoa; Arthropoda; Insecta; Coleoptera; Coccinellidae
Product: tetratricopeptide repeat protein 39C-like
Exons: 8
Coding region: 262-2025 (587 amino acids)
Biological process (GO): cilium assembly
Source: RefSeq, a predicted model, not a curated record